This is a messenger RNA of Neltuma alba, 862 nucleotides long. RefSeq lists its product as uncharacterized. The coding region runs from base 109 to 654 and encodes 181 amino acids. The transcript is spliced from 3 exons. Lineage: Eukaryota; Viridiplantae; Streptophyta; Magnoliopsida; Fabales; Fabaceae. The record is from RefSeq and is a predicted model, not a curated record.
ACGAUAGAGAGGGAAAAUUCAGUUCCGGAACCCGAAGCACGCUUAGUUGGGACUUCGGAGGCUCAGAGCAGUCGUGUAUGGUGGAAAGGUGCUGUAGACAUUAACGAAAUGAGUGAAGAAGGAGAAGGUCCAAAGCUCUACGCCAACAAGCCUCGAAAAGAGCAACUGAAGCAAGCUCGAGAGCAACAAAAAGCGAAGGCGUUCUCCUCGCCAAUGUCGUCGUCUUCGUCCUCUGCGAUGGGGACCCAGCAGCAGCAGCAGCAGCAGCCGCCGCCGCCCAAGGAAUCGUUUGUUCGUCGUUACAAAUUUGUCUUGCCCAUGAUUUUGGCCGUAAAUCUUGCCGUCGGAGCUUAUUUGUUUGUAAGGACGAAGAAGAAAGAUAUACCUGUGGAGGAGGAACAGCAUGCGCCACCUGUUUCAACUAAAGAUGCUACAACCCCUGCUGUGCAGACAUCUGUGUCCCCACUGCCCAUGACAGAGCAAGUGAUCAGACGAGAGCCAAUUCCAGAAAACCAGCAGCGUGAACUAUUCAAGUGGAUUUUAGAAGAGAAAAGAAAGGUCAAACCAAAAGAUCCUGAAGAGAAGCGGAAACUUGAUGAAGAGAAAGCUGUUCUGAAGCAGUUCAUCCGGGCCAAGUCUAUUCCACGCAUCUAGGUGUUCAUCACCUAAAUGCCAUGUUAUUUGAAUUCAAAUGGGCUUGAAUUGAUUUUUCAACUCUUUCCUUUUCUGUUUUACUUGCUCCAUUUUGCAGAUAUUGGCAAUGGUCGAUGUACAGAUUCCCACUUUGUCUGAUAACGUAAUUUGCUCAUGUAUUGGACCAUUGGCUUUCUAAUUAGAUCUUUUUUCAAGAAGUUGGCGGCAA